AUGUUUACUGAUGAUUUGUAUUUAGAUUCUAAAGCAGGAACACCACCAAAAACUAAGCAUGUCAGUUUCAAACCUGCUAAGAAAUUCCACUCAAAUGACUAUUCCAAUAAUUAUGUGCAUAGAAAAUCAUUCCCACAAAAAUAUGUUGCUAAUAUCGAAAAUACCGUAGAGGGAUAUCCUAAAUUGAAAAGAUUAUUGGAGAUCAAAGAGAAGCAAAUAUUAGAGUAUUCUUCGAAACCGUAUGGUUGUAAAAUUGGGCUGGAUCAGAUGGUCCCAAAAUUAAAUCAAUGGAUUCACAAAGAUAAAAUAAAUUUCGAUAUUGUCAUGAUUGGUUGUUUAUCUGAUAACCAAUUCAUCUAUCCCUUGUUGACUCAGUUGCCUUUAGAUAAGCUGGUUUCCAAACCUGGAUUUUUAUUUAUAUGGGCAAGUGUUCAUAAAAUUAAUGAAUUGACAAGAUUAAUGAACACGGAACUUUGGGCAAAAAAAUUUAGAAGAAGUGAAGAGUUGGUUUUCAUUCCAGUCGAUAAAAAUUCACCUUUCUACCCAGGUUUAGAUAAUGAUGACAAAGCUUUAUUCGAAAAAAUGCAAUGGCAUUGUUGGAUGUGCAUUACAGGGACCGUUAGAAGAUCUACAGAUGGCCAUUUAAUUCAUUGUAAUGUUGAUACUGAUUUGUGCAUUGAAAAAGAAAAUAAUAGAGAUGGAGCAGUUCCGUCAGAUUUAUAUAGAGUAGCAGAAAAUUUUUCUACUGCCACUAGAAGAUUGCAUAUAAUUCCAACUCGAACUGGAUUCGAAAAACCAGUCAGACUAAGACCUGGGUGGGUGAUAAUGAGUCCCGAUGUCAUGUUAGAUAAUUUCGAUGCAUCCGAUUAUAAAAAGGAAAUUUCAAAAAUCGGUACAAAUAUACCAAUAAAGGCAGAGAUUGAAAACUUACGUCCGAAGAGUCCAAUUCAAAAGGCCCAGUAA
Molecule: messenger RNA, 963 nt
Organism: Tetrapisispora phaffii CBS 4417
Lineage: Eukaryota; Fungi; Ascomycota; Saccharomycetes; Saccharomycetales; Saccharomycetaceae
Gene: KAR4
Product: Kar4p
Exons: 1
Coding region: 1-963 (320 amino acids)
Cellular component (GO): nucleus; RNA N6-methyladenosine methyltransferase complex
Molecular function (GO): mRNA binding
Source: RefSeq, a predicted model, not a curated record